Molecule: messenger RNA, 4501 nt
Organism: Peromyscus leucopus (white-footed mouse)
Lineage: Eukaryota; Metazoa; Chordata; Mammalia; Rodentia; Cricetidae
Gene: Stim1
Product: stromal interaction molecule 1
Exons: 13
Coding region: 621-3116 (831 amino acids)
Biological process (GO): store-operated calcium entry; intracellular calcium ion homeostasis; activation of store-operated calcium channel activity
Cellular component (GO): plasma membrane; endoplasmic reticulum
Molecular function (GO): calcium channel regulator activity; calcium ion binding; protein binding
Source: RefSeq, a predicted model, not a curated record
CGGGCCCGCCCCGCGCCGCCCUCCCGCCCUCCUGGGAGCCGCUGUCCCGGGCCUGGCCCGUGCGCGUCCGCCUGCUGCACCGGGGCACCAGGAGCCGCGGAGAGGUACCAGGACCGGGCGUGGGUGCUGACCUCGGCCUAGGAGUCUUAGGAUCCCGGAGACAUCCGUGUCCGCUGGGGCCUGCAGGUCGCACGCCGAAGCCCUAGCUGCUGCUGCUCACCGCUGGUCCGCGCGGGGCGAGGUCAGGUGCCCCCCUUCCCUCCUCCCUCCUCUCCCUCCCCCACCUCGGUGCGGGCGGGAGAUCCUGCCCGCCUCCUCCCGCAGGGGUGCAGUAGGCUGCGGAGCUGACAGCGGCCCCACAGCCACCCUGCCCAAACUCUCCGGAAGCAGCUAGAGCUCAGGCCGCCGAAGCCCCGACGGACCCACUGUUGGAUCGGAGGCUCCGGUCCUUCUGCGCCCAAACUUGGAGCACUUGACCUUCGGUUGUCGUCGGAGCGGGGCAAGCCCGCAGGUGGCUGGACAACCGCCGUGCCGAGAGGGCAUCUUGCCUGGGAAUCGUCGGCUGCAUUCCCUGACUCUGGGAUUUGCUUCUGGGAUCCAAAGGUGUCUACAUCAGGCGCAUGUUGACUGAGACCUAUCGUCAUGGAUGUGUGCGCCCGCUUGCCCUGUGGCUUCUUUGGGGGCUCCUCCUGCAUCAGGGCCAGAGCCUCAGCCAUAGUCACAGCGAGAAGAAUACAGGAGCCGGCUCCGGAACGACUUCAGAGGAGUCCACUGAAGCAGAGUUUUGCCGGAUUGACAAGCCCCUGUGCCACAGUGAGGAUGAGAAGCUCAGCUUUGAGGCUGUCCGCAACAUCCAUAAGCUGAUGGAUGAUGAUGCCAAUGGUGAUGUGGAUGUGGAAGAAAGUGAUGAGUUCCUAAGGGAAGACCUCAAUUACCAUGAUCCAACAGUAAAACACAGCACCUUCCAUGGUGAGGAUAAGCUUAUCAGCGUGGAGGACCUGUGGAAGGCGUGGAAGUCAUCAGAAGUGUACAACUGGACUGUGGAUGAAGUGAUACAGUGGCUGAUUACAUAUGUGGAGCUGCCUCAGUAUGAGGAGACCUUCCGGAAGCUUCAGCUGACUGGCCAUGCCAUGCCACGACUGGCUGUAACCAACACCACCAUGACAGGGACUGUACUGAAGAUGACAGAUCGGAGCCACAGGCAAAAGCUACAGCUGAAGGCCCUGGACACAGUGCUCUUCGGGCCUCCUCUCUUGACUCGGCAUAAUCACCUCAAGGACUUCAUGCUGGUGGUAUCUAUUGUUAUUGGCGUGGGUGGCUGCUGGUUUGCCUAUAUUCAGAACCGUUACUCUAAGGAGCACAUGAAGAAGAUGAUGAAGGAUUUGGAAGGGUUACACCGAGCCGAACAGAGUCUGCAUGACCUUCAGGAAAGGCUGCACAAGGCCCAGGAGGAACACCGCACAGUGGAAGUGGAGAAGGUCCAUCUGGAGAAGAAGCUGCGUGAUGAGAUCAACCUUGCCAAGCAGGAAGCUCAGCGGCUGAAGGAGCUGAGGGAGGGUACUGAGAAUGAGAGGAGCCGCCAAAAAUAUGCUGAGGAAGAGCUGGAGCAGGUUCGGGAGGCCUUGAGGAAAGCCGAGAAGGAGCUGGAGUCACACAGCUCCUGGUACGCUCCUGAGGCCCUUCAGAAGUGGCUGCAGCUGACGCACGAGGUGGAGGUGCAGUACUACAACAUCAAGAAGCAAAAUGCCGAGAAGCAGCUGCUGGUGGCCAAGGAGGGGGCCGAGAAAAUAAAAAAGAAGAGAAACACGCUGUUUGGUACCUUCCAUGUGGCCCACAGCUCCUCCCUGGAUGAUGUGGAUCAUAAGAUCUUAACUGCUAAGCAAGCACUAAGCGAGGUGACAGCAGCACUGAGGGAGCGCCUGCACCGGUGGCAGCAGAUCGAGAUCCUCUGUGGCUUCCAGAUUGUCAACAACCCUGGCAUCCACUCCUUGGUGGCCGCCCUCAACAUAGACCCCAGCUGGAUGGGCAGCACUCGCCCUAACCCUGCUCACUUCAUCAUGACCGACGACGUGGAUGACAUGGAUGAGGAGAUUGUAUCACCCUUGUCCAUGCAGUAUGCUGCCUGGCUGAUGGGGCGUAGGUUCAGUGACCGCUCUCUCUGCUCUACAUCCGCCGGCUCGGAUGAUCAAUCCCUCUGGAAAUACCCGGCGCCCAGCCUGCAGAGCAGUGUUCGACAGCGCCUGACGGAGCCACAGCAUGGCCUGGGAUCUCAGAGGUUGGUAGAGGGCGAGGCUGGCCACUUCUUGACAAGUCGGGUGUCUCUGCGGCGAAUGCGUAGCCUUUCAUCUGGACAGUCUUUCAGUUCUGAAGGCCACGGAACCAGCCCUCCAUCUGCCUCUGCUUCUUCUUCCUGCUCCUCUUCCACUACCGCCAUCGCCACCACCACCUCCACUACCACCACCACCACCAUCAACACCGUCCAUGUUCACCCUGUGUAUUAUCACCACAGCACUUCCUAUUUCCUCCAGAUGGAUCCCUACCCUGACCCAAGCCCUUCUGACAGCACCGCUGUGAUGUCUGGGCACUCAGAGAGCUUGGGGGAUUUGACCCAUUCCGAUUCGGAGUCCUCCCUCCACAUGAGUGACCGCCAGCGUGUGGCUCCCAAGCCUCCUCAGAUGGGCCGUGCUGCAGAUGAGGCUCUCAAUGCCAUGCCUUCCAAUGGCAGCCAUCGGCUGAUUGAGGGGGUCCAUCCAGGAUCUCUGGUGGAGAAACUGCCUGACAGCCCUGCUCUGGCCAAGAAGGCAUUGCUGGCGCUGAACCAUGGCCUAGACAAGGCCCACAGCCUGAUGGAGCUGAACCCUUCAGGCCCACCUGGUGGCUCCCCACUUUUGGAUUCUUCCCAUUCUCUUAGCCCCAGUUCCCCAGACCCAGACACACCAUCACCAGUUGGGGACAACCGAGCCCUGCAGGGUAGCCGAAACACACGGAUUCCCCACUUGGCAGGGAAGAAGGCUGUGGCUGAGGAGGAUAAUGGUUCUAUUGGUGAGGAGACAGACUCUAGCCCAGGCAGGAAGAAGUUUCCCCUCAAAAUUUUUAAGAAGCCUCUUAAGAAGUAGGCAGGAUAGGGUGGCAGUGUGGAGACAGCCUGUCCUUCCCUGGGUCUUCUGCCUCCCCCCUUCCUUUCUUUGAGAUAUCUGGCCCCUAGAGUGGGGCAUGGAGGGGCUGGCCCAGGGGCCUGGGCACUGUACAUACCUGCCCCACUCAUUCUCGGUCCUUCAUCAUUAUUUAUUAACUGACCACCAUGGCCGGCCUGCCCUGAAAUCCUUCCUUCCAACCAUGGCUGCUGUCACACCCUCUCCACUCCAGUGCAUGUCUUAGUGCUGUCCCCUCAGUUCCCAGCUCCACCAUCUCUGCUGUCCCAGUUUUGAGGUUUGGUUUUGUUUCUGUCUCCUGCUUUCAGGCUCCUCUCCCCCAUUACUCCCCAACUUUUCCUAGCAGUUGUGGGGAAGAUGGGAGGAGUAACUUCCGACACCUGUACCUCAGAUCUGUUCAUCCUACUCAUAAUCGUCUGCUGCCCCAGACUAGGCCAGGGUCCUAACCUCUGGGGUUUGUUCUGUGGAAGUAUGAUGGGCUGGAGGGAACCUCAUCCUGGAGCUCAUUUGGAUCUCCAGGGCUCCAUUCAGGGAGCGAAGCAACUCCCAGGGAACAAGUCACCAGAGUUUUGAGGAGAGACCAGGCUUGUAUUGAUGGGGAGAGACUGCUCUUAGUGGAGAUGAGUAGAUGCCAAAGCUGUGGGCUGUAAGGCACUUGCCAUUUCUCUCUCGCCCUGCCCACUUCUGCCUUCCUCUUACCUCUGCUCCCCUCUAUUGCAGGAGUGUAUCUCUUAAGAGGUGCUGCCCUGAAGCCCCUCAAGCAUCAGUACUGCUGGGGCUCAGGACAACUGGCUCCCCUGGCUAUGGGAGCCACAGUCAUGACACAGGGCUCUUGUGGAGCCCUGGGCAAGGAUGUUGUAUUUGAACCAAAAGACAAACGGUUUUCAAAGUAAAAAAUAAUAAAACAAAAUCAAUAAAUCUCCUGAAUUUCCCAAGUGCCUGCACAGCAUCCUCCCUUGUCAGACUCCAUUUUCAUGUUACUGCAUAGCCCGGGCCAGAGACUCAAAUGGACACAGCUGUUGGGGAAGGGGUGGGGAAGGGAGAUGGUAUGGAUGUGAAGGCUGCAGUGUGUGACACUUCUCCCCCCACGCCUCCCAUCCUCCAGACAACUCUCUCCUUUACCUGUUUUUGCUAUGGCUGUAAAGGUAUUUUCCCUCUGCCCCAUUCUGUCAUGCCUUUACCCUGAGAUCCUAAUCUGGGCCUGGGUUGGGUGCAACUGGGGCUGGUCUUAGGCGGGUGCUAGGCUAUAGACUGCCUUGUAGCCCCCUGGACACCCUCACAUGGGUUUUUCUGUGUUAUUUCAUAAGAUUCUUUGAAGUCCAAUAAAGCAUGUAGGAGAUUUUAACCUC